AUGAAGUUUAUUUGCUUAUUUUUUUGCUUUGUUACAAUUUUGGCAGGUCCUAUUGUUCCACCUACACCACCUGAUUUAGAUCCAUUCUAUUCUGCUCCAAAAGGUUACGAGAAUCAACCAAAUGGUGCUAUUUUAAAAUCAAGACCAGUUCCAAAUCCAUUAACUGAUAUAGUAAACCAAGUAAAGAUAAAAGCUGCAACUCAAAUCAUGUUUCGUUCUGAAGAUACUUUUGGAAAUCCUACUGCCGUGAUCACUACUGUUUUAGAACCUUUUAAUGCUGAUCCAAGUAAAGUUGUUAGCUACUUAACGUUUGAAGAUUCAGGGUCUAUACGCUGCAGCCCUUCAUAUGCAAUACAGGUAAAUUCACCCGGCUCAACUAUAAUGACUCAACUUGAAAUGUUCUUUAUUAUAUCAUUAUUAAAUCAAGGCUAUUAUGUUUCUACUCCGGAUUAUGAAGGACCUAAAUCUGCAUUUUGUGCUGGUGUAAAUAAUGGUAAUGCUGUAUUGGAUUCAAUUCGUGCCACUUUAAAAAGUGGAAAUAUUACAGGUGUUGACAAUGAUGCUAAAGUGGCAGUUUGGGGAUACUCAGGAGGUAGUCUUGCUUCUCUCUGGGCAGCCAGUAUACAGCCCAUAUUUGCCCCUGAACUAAAAUCAAAUUUAAUUGGAUUUUUAGGAGGCGGUUUUGUUACCAACAUAACUGAGGUGGCAGUGGCAGUAGACGGAGGUCUAUUUAGCGGAAUAGCAGCUAAUGCUCUUGGUGGCCUACUUAAUGAAUAUAGUCAAUAUACAACAUUGGCAAAUUCAUUAGUAAACCCUGCAUUAAAUUCAACUUGGAAUCAAAGAGAUAAACAUUGCUUAUUUGAUGCUUUAACCUCAUUCAUUGGAGUUCACUGGAUUGAAGGAACUCCAAGGGUUUUUCCAGAAGGUUUGUCACUUUUGCAAGAAGAACCAUUCAAAAGUAUAAUUGAUGGUAAUGGAUUAGUUAAUAGACCUGAUUUAGUACCUGAAGUUCCAAUUUUUAUUUAUCAUGGAACAUUAGAUCAUAUAGUUCCAAUUCCAAGUGCAAUUAAAACUUUCAAUCAAUGGUGUGAAGCAGGAAUAGCAAGUGCAGAAUUUGCAGAAGAUUUAACUAAUGGGCAUAUUACGGAGGCAAUAACCGGAGCACCCGCCGCUUUAACAUGGUUGAUUGAUAGAUUCAAUGGUGUUCUUCCAGUUAAAGGUUGUCAACAUACAACAAGAUUAAGUAAUUUUUUAUAUCCAAAUAUUCUUCCAUCAAUUUUAGAUUAUUUUAAGACUGCCUUUGAUGCAGUACUUGGUUUAAAUUUAGGAGGAGAUGUAAAAAAAGACCAAGUUUCAUUAAGUGCAAUUCAAAAUAUUCAAAAUUUAAAGUUUAAUAAAAUUUGA
This is a messenger RNA of Insectozyma verbasci, 1404 nucleotides long. NCBI's taxonomy places the organism in Eukaryota, Fungi, Ascomycota, Pichiomycetes, Serinales, Debaryomycetaceae. The record is from the annotation of a GenBank genome assembly.